AUGGCUUCUCCGCCAUCAUCUCCAGUGCAUUUGCAUGUUCGAAAGUUAUCGGUGACCAAUGAAGAGGGAACAAGUGGGCAGCAAUCAGUUAGAAAACCUGGCAAGAAGAUCGCUGCUCUCGUUGGUGAAGACGAAAUGAGCGGUCCUCCACCGGUGCAGUCAAAUCCGAAAAGUCGUUUUCGGAAUGGCCAUGCUUCAUUUCGACUUCGAAUGCUUCAAGAACAACAUGGCACUGGAUUUGAGCCGGUUAGCCAUCAUACGCUUCACUUUGACAAAUUUCAACUUGAGUGCGGAGUUUCGGAAUUUCAUGUUUUCAAUUUGAAAAAGGUCAAUUAUGGCUAUUGGCGAUCAUACCAUUGCCUGUUUUGGGUCUUUCGAUAUUGUCAAAAUUAUUGUCAUUUCUACGUUCCAUUUUUGCGAUUCCUUCUUGUCCUGGCUCAUUUCCGUUCAUCUCUCCGCCAAACGGCAAACUUCCACAUCGUGGCGGCGUUGUCAGAGGAUGGCGUGGAGAGCUCUUCCAACGUGUUGACAUCCGUUUCGUGA
Haemonchus placei is the source of this 543-nucleotide messenger RNA. The record is from the annotation of a GenBank genome assembly. Lineage: Eukaryota; Metazoa; Nematoda; Chromadorea; Rhabditida; Trichostrongylidae.